Molecule: messenger RNA, 409 nt
Organism: Nilaparvata lugens (brown planthopper)
Lineage: Eukaryota; Metazoa; Arthropoda; Insecta; Hemiptera; Delphacidae
Exons: 4
Coding region: 1-318 (105 amino acids)
Source: RefSeq, a predicted model, not a curated record
AUGGAGGACAAAGGAGGAGGAGGAAGAGGAGAACCGAUGACAAAGGAGGAUGAUGACAAAACAGAAGUCAUCAAACAGGAGGUGGAGGAGAAGGAAGAAACUCUUCCUUGUGAUCAGGCAGGUAGACAAGCAACCACCCUAGAGCCAGUGGGCAGUCGACCCUGUCACAGUAGCCAAGUGCCCCCUGUAGCUGGCGCCGUCCCCAGGGGCACGCGAGAUGGAUGGAGGCGGUGGGAAGGCGAAAUGAAUAACAGACGCGGGCCCGGUGAUGGUGAGAAUACUGAUGCUGGAAAAAAUUCUCUAAUCACUGGGAUAUGAACACACGACUCCAGAUUAGAGUUUGCAACGCUAUCAACUGCAUCACUAUAUUUGCUUGGGGAAAUGUUGAUCAAAACGAACUCAUAAAUUU